GCGUACGCGUACAGCUGCGGUGUGUUCGCUCGCGGAGCUAUCCUCGACGAGCACGUGUUUACGAAUCGUUUCCGUGAGAUAACACUGUACGCGAAAUCGUGUGCUGCAGUGCCGCCGUAUAGUCUGCUCUAUUUCGAGGAACGUAGCCGCAGUGCGCGAGCAGUGAGGAGAUUCAUUCAGUGAUUAUAUACGUGAUAAUCGAGGCUAUAAGCGAUGGAAAGCAACGCCGGCGACUCGGCUGUGAGGGUAAAGAAAGAGCCGGACGAUACUUCAUCAAAUGAAGAUGACAAUCACGUUUUCAAUACGGUGGACAUUAAAAUACCUGCGGAAAAAAAUGCAGCGUUACAAAAAAGGGUCGAUAAAAAUGUAAUUAUAGAUUUGGAGUGCCAAGAUGUCAAAAUUGAAAGUCCAGCUCUAUCGACCAAAAUCAUAAAAACCGAGAAUCAAAAUUGUUCGCCUAUAGUAAAAUUUCAAAGAAAACCGGCGGAAAAAAAUGCAGCGUUACAAAAAACGGUCGAUAAAAAUGUAAUUAUAGAUUUUGAGUGCCAAGAUGUCAAAAUUGAAAGUCCAGCUCUAUCGACCAAAAUCAUUAAAACCGAAAAUCAAAACAGUCCGCCUAUGGUAAAAUUUCAGAAAAAACGCGUGAAAAGAAAUGCAGCGUUACAAAAAAAGUUAAAUAAAGAUGUGAUUAUAGAUUUUGAGUGCCAAGAUGUCAAAAUUAAAAGUCUGGCUCUAUCGACGAAAAUCAUCAAAACCGAAAAUCAAAACAGUCCGCCUAUGGUGAAAUUUCAGAAAAAACGCGUGAAAAAAAAUGCAGCGUUACAAAAAAAGUUAAAUAAAGAUGUGAUUAUAGAUUUUGAGUGCCAAGAUGUCAAAAUUAAAAGUCUGGCUCUAUCGACGAAAAUCAUCAAAACCGAAAAUCAAAAUUGUCCGCCGAUUGUGAAAGCAGAAAACGAAAAUGUGACCAAUUCCGCGAGAGAAAAAAGUCUAAUAAUUUUGAUCAAAAAAGGGUAUAAUUAUGACAGUAAUUGUCAAAUGAAUGUCGAACCUCACGUAAAACUUGCCGAACCAGAGAGGCCAAGAAAUCACGAUAAAACUACUGCGCAAAAAACAUGCGAUUAUUUAAGAAUGUGUCAAAAAAUGCUCACGGCUAGAGUAUGUCUAAAAAGGCUUGUCCUUAAAAAACGAAAAAGCAUUUCACCGAGUAGGUGUGCAGUUAGCGAAGAAUCAUUUUCCUGCGAGGUCGAUCCAAAUUUUCAUUCAAACGAGGUAGAAAAUCCCGUCGAACCUAUGGAUGAUACGAAUAAACAGAUCAAUACAAAACGAAAAAGCAUUUCAUCGAGUAGGUGUGCAGUUAGCGAAGAAUCAUUUUCCUGCGAGGUCGAUCCAAAUUUUCAUUCAAACGAGGUAGAAAGUCCCGUCGAACCUACGGAUGAUACGAAUAAAAAGAUCAAUACAAAACGAAAAAGCAUUUCACCGAGUAGGUGUGCUGUUAGCGAAGAAUCAUUUUCCUGCGAGAGCGACUCAAACGUUCAUUCAAACGAGGUAGAAAAUCCCGUCGAACUUACGAAUGAUACGAAUAAAAAGAGGCUAAAAAUUCUGAUAAAAAAAGGUUAUAAUUACGAUGAUAAUUGUUACAUAAGCGUUAAAUCCCGUAUAGAACUUGCCGAAAAUGAAGAGCUACAAAAUUUUGAACAAAUCGCUGGAAAAAAAUUGCACAAGUCAAAAAUGAGUCUAAAAUCUAAUAAAGCAGGAACUAGUCAAAACAAAUCUGUAAAUAAAAAUUUUAAAAACGCUAGAACGUACGAUUGCUCAGUUUGUAAAAAAUCAUGUUCCAGCAGUAGUGCCCGGCAAAAGCACAUUCUUGCAGCACAUAGUCGCGACAAACCUUUCGUAUGCGACAUUUGCGGGAAAUCUUACUCGUACGCGGGUAGUCUCACUGUUCACGUCAAUUCGGUACACGAGCGCACCCGAACGUACACAUGCGAUAUCUGUUCCAAAUCGUUCGGACUAAAAAGAAACCUCAGGUCUCACAUAAAUUUUGUACAUUCUCGUGUCAAGCCUUUCGAAUGUGACAUUUGUCAGAAAUCAUUUUCGUACAAAGGUACCCUCAGCAGUCACAUAAGUACGGUACACGAUGGGGUCAAAUCCUUCGAGUGUAAUAUCUGUCACAAGACAUUUUCGGGCAGGGGUAAUCUCGUUCAACACGUGAACGCGGUACACGAUAAUAAUAAAAAACUUUUUGAGUGCGACGUAUGCCAGAGGUCAUUCAGUCACAGACGUAAACUUAGACGGCAUAAAACUUUGGUGCACGAUGGUAGAAAAAUCUUCGAGUGUGACAUUUGUCGGAAAAAACUUGGGUCAAAAAACGCCGUUCGAAAUCACAUAAGGGUAAUACAUAAUGGCAUCAAGCCUUUCGAGUGUGAAAUUUGUCACAAAUCAUUCGGAUUCGAGCGAACCUUGAAUAAUCACAGGGAUGCAGUACACGAUCGAAGCAAACCCUUCGAUUGUGAAAUUUGUCGCAGAUCACUUGCGAGCAAGGAUGAUCUCGAAAAACACGUAGAGAAAGAACAUUUUCGAGACAAACCCUUCAAGUGUGACGUUUGUGGCAAGUCGUUCAGUCAUCAAGAAGGACUUGACUCACACAAAAAUUCUGUUCAUGAUCAGACACAAUCCUUCGAGUGCAAAAUUUGUCAUAAAUCAUAUUUUUAUAAAAGUUACCUCUAUACUCAUUUAGCCUCAGUACAUUACCGUAAUAAAGUAUUCAAGUGCGAGAUAUGUAACAAGUCAUUUAGCCGCAAGGAUACUCUAAGAAAUCACAACAAUAGAUUUCAUAAGUAACAAAUCAUUCAUAAAGUAAGAUUUAUACUGUAACGUUUGAGAGAUCAAUCUGGUUUGCCACUUGAUACAAUGAAUUUUUUUUUUAAUUU
Messenger RNA from Trichogramma pretiosum, 2930 nucleotides. Its product is annotated as zinc finger protein 62 homolog. Lineage: Eukaryota; Metazoa; Arthropoda; Insecta; Hymenoptera; Trichogrammatidae. Gene Ontology annotation, cellular component: nucleus. Gene Ontology annotation, biological process: regulation of transcription by RNA polymerase II. The transcript is spliced from 3 exons. Bases 214 to 2841 code for a protein of 875 amino acids. The record is from RefSeq and is a predicted model, not a curated record. Gene Ontology annotation, molecular function: DNA-binding transcription factor activity, RNA polymerase II-specific; RNA polymerase II transcription regulatory region sequence-specific DNA binding.